AUGCCACGCCCAAGCGUAAGCACCAACCCAACGAGUCGCGCGAUGACUAGACGCGGCUCUGUGAUGGUUUCUGAGGUGUCGAACCAAGUAAGCUCCCUUGGUCCUCGUUCCCGUGGCACUAACGGCUGCAGCUACACCGUCCAGAGCUCCACAACGACCACUGUCCGUGACCGUCUUGGCAGCUCGACGCUUCAUCGAGAAGACUACUCUCACUAUGAAAGCGGUUCAUCUCGUGACGACCACUCUCACUAUCCCAUCUGUCCAUAUUGUGGCGACUACGCUCACUAUGCGAGCGGCUCAUCUCUCGGCUACGGGGACCAUCGUGCGACGCGAGCAUUGGGUUACGACUCGGACUCCUCAGACGAAGGCCAUGUGACUGAGGAGGUCUAUGUUCCUCUCGUUCUCGCACUGGAGGAUCGCACAGUUCUCGACACACCUCUCGACCCACCGAGUCUCGAUCCACCGCUCGACCCACCGAUUCUCGCCACACUUCCCGGCCCACCGAGUCUAGAUCCACCGCUCGACCCACUGAGUCCCGACACACCAGCUCUCGACCCAGCGAGUCUCGACACACUAGCUCUCGACCCACCGAGUCCCGACACACCAGCUCUCGACCCACCGAGUCCCGACACACCAGCUCUCGACCCACCGAGUCCCGACACACCAGCUCUCGACCCACCGAGUCCCGACACACCAGCUCCAGACAUCCCAGCUCCCGACAAUCCACCGCCCCAGGUACAUCAGGGGAGCUCACUGUAUAUGGAGAGCGAUCAUCCCAUGCGCCCUCGGUCAGCCGACACACCAGCUCCAGACAUCCCAGCUCCCGACAAUCCACCGCCCCAGGUACAUCCGGGGAGCUCACUGUAUAUGGAGAGCGAUCCCAUGCGCCCUCGGUCAGCCGCUACACGACCGACGACCGUGAGACGGGAUCGAGUAGACGCAACACUGACGCUCAUGGCGGCAGGGAAGUAG
Molecule: messenger RNA, 972 nt
Organism: Letharia lupina
Lineage: Eukaryota; Fungi; Ascomycota; Lecanoromycetes; Lecanorales; Parmeliaceae
Exons: 2
Coding region: 1-972 (323 amino acids)
Source: RefSeq, a predicted model, not a curated record